UUUGGGGGUGCCAGAUCUGUUAUUUCGGCUCCCUCUUGGUCGUGUCAUAUGUGUUGGUCCAGCACUAUUAACCGAUACAUCGACCCCGAUGUCAAACACUCAUGUCCUGAAAUAUGUUUUCCCUGGCCACAUAUCAACAGGCUGACACCCCUCGACACGAACAGACUCCAUAGAUUUUCUCUUCAGCGCAA
Candidula unifasciata is the source of this 191-nucleotide messenger RNA. The record is from the annotation of a GenBank genome assembly. NCBI's taxonomy places the organism in Eukaryota, Metazoa, Mollusca, Gastropoda, Stylommatophora, Geomitridae.